This is a messenger RNA of Saxophila tyrrhenica, 978 nucleotides long. RefSeq names its product cTPxI (gene TSA1). Lineage: Eukaryota; Fungi; Ascomycota; Dothideomycetes; Mycosphaerellales; Extremaceae. Gene Ontology annotation, molecular function: thioredoxin peroxidase activity. Gene Ontology annotation, biological process: hydrogen peroxide catabolic process; response to oxidative stress; cellular response to stress. The transcript is spliced from 2 exons. Gene Ontology annotation, cellular component: cytosol. The record is from RefSeq and is a predicted model, not a curated record. Bases 1 to 978 code for a protein of 325 amino acids.
AUGUGCGGAAGCCAAGUCCAAGUCGGGCGCCCAGCGCCACCAUUUGCUCGUACCGCGGUUGUUGAUGGUCGUCUAAAGGAAGUCACACUCUCCGCAUACACCGAAGCCAACCACUGGGUCAUCCUGGUCUUCUUCCCUAAAGCCUGGUCCUUCAUCUGCCCUACCGAGAUCAAGGCCUUCUCAGGUCGACUGGAGGAGUUUCUCUACUCGCGAUCCUGCGCCGUCGUCUUCGCGUCGACCGACUCAGAACAUUGCUUGAAAGCAUGGAACGGGACGUCAGAUAUGGAGGGCGGUCUCGGCGGCGUGCACAUCCCGCUGAUCAGCGACUGUGAUCACAGGAUGAGCCGCGACUAUGGCGUCCUGAUCAAAGAGCAAGGCGUUUCCCAGCGAGCUCUAUUCAUCAUCGACCCGAAAGGCAUCGUCAGAUCAAUCACCGUCAACGACGCAGACGUCGGCCGCAGCGUGGACGAAACGCUGCGCGUGCUCGACGCUCUCGCCUUCAAAGACGAGUUCGGCGAAGGCUGCCCCAUCGACUGGAAGAAAGGCGACAAAGGCAUCGAGAUCGCGAGCAAGAACCGCGUGGAGGGCAGCGUCGAGCUGAAGAAGUCCUGGUCAGAAUGGGCUCGCCCCAAACUCAACCGGGCUUGGUCCGCUGCGAGUCAGAAGAGCAUCUCCUCGCAUACUUCGCACAGCAACACCCCGCUCCCCGCCAGCCGUCGACGCGCCGAAUCCAACGAACUGCUGCCAUCCGUCACCAGCGGCGGCAGCGGUCACGCCUCGCAAUUGUCGAGCGGGCAGGCGUCGCCCAUGAUGCACAACGGCCCGAUGAGCCCGUUCUUCAGUCCGACCAGCGUUGCGAACAACGGCAUGCAGUCUCAGAUGGAUAAGGCGCUAUCGCAGCAGCGGUUCGAGAAUAUGCAGGCGGCGAUGCAGAAUCAAAAUAUGAAUCUGGGGCAGGGUAUUGGGUUGGCGAAUUAG